Messenger RNA from Saccharomyces paradoxus, 3636 nucleotides. RefSeq names its product alpha,alpha-trehalase ATH1 (gene ATH1). The record is from RefSeq and is a predicted model, not a curated record. Lineage: Eukaryota; Fungi; Ascomycota; Saccharomycetes; Saccharomycetales; Saccharomycetaceae. The transcript has a single exon. Gene Ontology annotation, molecular function: alpha,alpha-trehalase activity; carbohydrate binding. The coding region runs from base 1 to 3636 and encodes 1211 amino acids. Gene Ontology annotation, biological process: trehalose catabolic process. Gene Ontology annotation, cellular component: fungal-type cell wall.
AUGAAAAGAAUAAGAUCGCUUUGGUUUAAUACGGAGGCUUCUUAUUCGAACCUUAACGAUUCUCCUAGCUUGAGGAAUAAAAAUAGUUCUGAUAAUAACUCUCGCUUCAAAAAUUAUCACUCUUUCACAAAGUUUGACUUGAUCAACUCUAUAUUACUAUUGAUGAUGCUAUUUUUAUUAGCUAUCUUCGUUAUUGCAUUAUAUUUUACAAGGAACUCCAGGCUCACGCACUCGCAUGCCUCGAGGGCUGUACUGUUCAAUCCUUUGGGUGUGAUAUUACCGUCACUGGGAAAUCAUACGUUAAACUACGAUCCAGAAGCAAGGGAGUCCUCUAAGAAACUUUAUGAACUUCUUUCUGAUUUCAACACGGCUUACUAUGAUGACGAAAACAUGAUUUUGGGAAGUAAUUUAUUCUCAAAAAAUACAUACUCGAGGCAACCAUAUGUUGCUAACGGUUAUAUCGGUAGUCGUAUUCCCAAUACUGGGUUCGGGUAUGCGUUAGACACCCUGAAUUUUUAUACAGACGCGCCAGGCGCUUUAAAUAACGGUUGGCCCUUAAGGAAUCAUAGAUUUGCUGGUGCAUUUGUAUCAGACUUUUACUGUUUACAACCAAAACUAAAUUCAACAAACUUCCCUGAAUUGGAUGAUGUAGGGUACUCCACUGUCAUUUCAUCCAUUCCACAAUGGACUAAUUUACAGUUCUCAUUAGUAAAUGAUUCCAAGUGGUUCAACCCGCAAAACGUUACCUUGGAUGAUGUAACUAACUAUAGCCAAAACUUAUCAAUGAAGGAUGGCAUUGUAACUACUGAGUUAGAUUGGCUAGAUAGUCAAAUACAUGUCAAAAGUGAGGUUUGGGCACAUAGACAUAUUCAUCCACUGGGUGUUGUUUCUUUGGAAGUUUCUCUGAAUACAGAUCAUUUACCAUCGGAUUUUGAUUCAUUAGAUGUCAAUAUAUGGGAUAUACUUGAUUUCAACACAUCACAUAGGACUGUUUUGCAUAGCACCGGGACAGACGAAAAAAAUAAUGCAGUCUUCAUGAUCGUUCAGCCAGAUAAUGUCCCGUCCUCUAACUGUGCUAUUUACUCAACGUGCACUGUAAAGUAUGAAAAUUCCACCAAUUCAAUAAAUUCUGGUGAAUCCUUUGAAGAUAAAGAUAUUUCAUCUAACAUUUAUAAUAUCAUCCUAACAGAGGAUCAGCCCAAGAUAAUUGUCCAUAAGUAUGUUGGUAUUAUGUCUACUGAAUUUAACAGGAACAAGGAGCAGCAAGACAAUACUAAUAUAGAUUUGGCCAAAAUGAUAGCUUUAAACAGUAAAGGUAAUUACGAGCAGCUUUUAUCAAGUCACAAGCGUGCGUGGUAUGACCUUUACAAUGACGCCUUCAUUGAAAUUCCUUCUGACAGUCUUUUAGAAAUGACCGCAAGGUCGUCCUUGUUCCAUUUGCUAGCAAAUACUAGAGACUACAAUGUCUCAAGCGAUAGGGGCCUGCCCGUGGGAGUUUCUGGUUUAUCAUCAGAUUCUUACGGUGGUAUGGUGUUCUGGGAUGCAGAUAUAUGGAUGGAACCUGCCCUACUGCCUUUCUUCCCCAACGUGGCUCAAAAUAUGAAUAAUUACAGAAAUGCCACGCAUGCCCAGGCAAAGUUAAAUGCAGAGAGAUAUGGAUAUCCCGGAGCAAUAUAUCCCUGGACAUCUGGCAAAUACGCUAAUUGCACUUCUACGGGGCCAUGUGUCGACUACGAAUAUCAUAUCAACGUCGAUGUCGCUAUGGCCUCCUUUUCAAUAUACUUGAACGGUCAUGAGGGGAUUGAUGACGAGUAUCUGAGAUAUACUACAUGGCCAAUUAUCAAAAACGCAGCUCAAUUUUUUACUGCUUAUGUUAAGUACAAUUCUUCCCUAGGAUUGUAUGAAACAUACAAUUUAACAGACCCUGACGAGUUUGCAAAUCACAUCAAUAAUGGAGCCUUCACGAACGCUGGUAUCAAAACGCUUUUAAAGUGGGCAACAGACAUUGGCAAUCAUCUCGGCGAGGUCGUUGACCCUAAAUGGAGUGAAAUCUCUAAAGAUAUUUAUAUCCCUAGAUCUUCAUCUAAUAUUACUUUGGAAUACUCUGGUAUGAACAGCUCAGUGGAAAUUAAACAGGCAGAUGUGACUUUAAUGGUUUACCCACUUGGGUAUAUCAAUGACGAAUCCAUUUUGAACAAUGCGAUUAAAGAUCUUUAUUAUUAUUCGGAAAGACAAUCUGCCUCUGGACCUGCAAUGACAUAUCCAGUUUUUGUUGCCGCCGCUGCCGGUCUACUGAAUCACGGCUCUUCUUCUCAAAGUUACUUAUAUAAAUCGGUUCUUCCAUACCUACGGGCUCCUUUUGCUCAAUUUAGUGAACAAUCAGACGACAACUUUCUCACAAAUGGAUUAACCCAACCAGCAUUCCCCUUUUUAACAGCUAAUGGUGGAUUUCUACAGAGCAUCCUGUUUGGGUUAACAGGAAUCCGGUAUUCUUAUGAGGUUGAUCCGGAUACUAAAAAAAUUAAUCGUUUGCUAAGAUUUAAUCCAAUAGAACUGCCCUUGCUACCUGGUGGUAUCGCUAUUAGAAAUUUUAAGUACAUGAACCAGGUUCUAGAUAUAAUAAUUGAUGACCAUAAUGGUACAAUUGUUCACAAAUCAGGAAAUGUACCCAUACAUAUAAAGAUACCAAACAGAUCUCUAAUACAUGACCAGGAUAUCAACUUCUAUAAUGGUUCUGAAAUGGAAAGAAAUUCGAAUCUAGAGCGUCGAGGAGUCGACCUUGUUGGGGAUCCAAUGAGGAUGGAUCGGUAUGGUACCUAUUAUCUUUUGAAACCAAAGCAAGAGCUUACAGUUCAAUUGUUCAAGCCUGGUUUAAACGCAGAAAAUAAUAUAGCGGAAAAUAAACAAAUAACAAACCUGACGGCUGGUGUUCCUGGUGACGUUGCAUUUUCUGCUUUAGAUGGGAAUAAUUACACGCAUUGGCAACCAUUAGACAAAAUUCACCGUGCGAAGCUGUUGAUUGACUUAGGUGAAUACAACGAGAAGGAGAUUACCAAGGGAAUGAUUCUUUGGGGACAGAGACCCGCAAGGAACAUUUCCAUAUCUAUUUUGCCUCAUUCUGAGAAAGUUGAAAAUUUAUUUGCUAACGUAACAGAAAUUAUGCAAAAUUCAGGAAAUGACCAACUUCUUAAUGAAACCAUUGGUCAACUUCUUGAUAAUGCUGGAAUUCCCGUGGAGAAUGUAAUUGAUUUUGAUGGCAUGAAACCAGAGGAUGACGAAUCUUUGGAUGAUGUGCAAGCUUUGUUGCACUGGAAGAAGGAAGACUUGGCUAAACUGAUUGAACAAAUACCUAGACUAAAAUUUUUGAAAAGAAAAUUUGUGAAAAUCCUGGAUAAUAUGGCAGUCAGCCCAAGCGAGCCAUAUUACGAAGCAAGUCGUAACCAGUCAUUGAUUGAGAUAUUGCCCAGUAAUAGAACGACUUUUACUAUUGAUUAUGGUAAAUUGCAGGUGGGUGAUAAAGGGAACACAGAUUGGAGAAAAACAAGAUACAUAGUUGUGGCGGUACAAGGAGUUUAUGAUGAUUAUGAUGAUGACAGCAAAGGAGCUACAAUCAAGGAGAUUGUUCUCAACGAAUAA